GGAACUGCCGCGGCCGCCCCCGCCGCGUAGCGGUAGCUAUAGGGGACCGGCGCGGGUGCGCAAGCGAGAGGCGCUCUUUCCCUGCUGAAAGUUCCCUCAGAAAAGCUACAGUCUCUUCAACCCACUAUGGCGGAUGAAAUUGAUUUCACUACUGGAGAUGCUGGGGCUUCUAGCACUUACCCUAUGCAGUGUUCGGCCCUGCGCAAAAACGGCUUCGUGGUGCUCAAAGGGCGACCAUGCAAAAUAGUGGAGAUGUCAACUUCCAAAACUGGAAAGCACGGUCAUGCCAAGGUUCACCUUGUUGGAAUUGAUAUUUUCACGGGCAAAAAGUAUGAAGACAUUUGCCCUUCUACACACAACAUGGACGUUCCAAAUAUUAAGAGAAAUGAUUAUCAACUGAUAUGCAUUCAAGAUGGUUACCUUUCCCUGCUGACCGAAACCGGUGAAGUCCGUGAGGAUCUAAAGUUGCCAGAAGGUGAACUAGGCAAAGAGAUAGAAGGAAAAUACAAUGCAGGUGAAGAUGUGCAGGUGUCUGUCAUGUGUGCAAUGAGUGAAGAGUAUGCUGUAGCCAUAAAACCUUGCAAAUAAAUGGAAUCAUCAGAGAAAACAGUUUAGGUCUGGAUCAACUGCAGAUCUAA
Molecule: messenger RNA, 638 nt
Organism: Chrysochloris asiatica (Cape golden mole)
Lineage: Eukaryota; Metazoa; Chordata; Mammalia; Afrosoricida; Chrysochloridae
Gene: EIF5A2
Product: eukaryotic translation initiation factor 5A2
Exons: 5
Coding region: 127-588 (153 amino acids)
Biological process (GO): positive regulation of translational elongation; positive regulation of translational termination
Molecular function (GO): RNA binding; translation elongation factor activity; ribosome binding
Source: RefSeq, a predicted model, not a curated record